Molecule: messenger RNA, 3483 nt
Organism: Cavia porcellus (domestic guinea pig)
Lineage: Eukaryota; Metazoa; Chordata; Mammalia; Rodentia; Caviidae
Gene: A4gnt
Product: alpha-1,4-N-acetylglucosaminyltransferase
Exons: 3
Coding region: 189-1199 (336 amino acids)
Biological process (GO): protein O-linked glycosylation
Molecular function (GO): acetylglucosaminyltransferase activity
Source: RefSeq, a predicted model, not a curated record
CUUAUCCUUGUAUUAUUUAGCUGGAAGACUGGCUGGUGAUUUAUCAGAAAGUAUACAGGAAAAACUUGUCCACAUUUGUAAGACCUCAGAUACUGGCUGACUGCAAGUUUCUGGCUUCAAGCUCUGCGAACAAGGUGAACUCUAAUGAACUGUGUUGAUUAAGGAGAACUCCGGAGACCGCAGUAGCCAUGCUGAAGGAGCUCCAGCUGUCCCUGUCGGUCGGCCUGCUGCUGGCCUGUGGCUUCCUCUACCAGGUCACCCUGAGGUCCAGCUGCCUCUUCUCAUGCCUGCCUUCCUCCAAGUCCCAGCAGGGGCCAGAUGCCCUUCUGAGCCAGGGACACAGCAUUGUGUUUCUAGAGACUUCAGAGAGGCGGGAGCCACCCCCACUGGUGUCUUGUGCUGUAGAGUCUGCUGCCAAGACUUAUCCUGAGCAGCCUGUGAUCUUCUUCAUGAAGGGGCUCAACGACUCCACGCAGGUGCCCCCAAACUCCAGUAACCCAGGCUUCUCCCUCCUCUCAGCCAUAGACAACGUUUUCCUCUUCCCUUUGGAUCUGAAUAGGCUGUUUGAAGACACACCCUUGUUUUCAUGGUACACUCGCAUCAACAGCAAUGCAGAGAGAUACUGGCUCCAUGUCAGCUCCGAUGCAUCCCGCCUGGCCAUCAUCUGGAAAUAUGGUGGCAUCUACAUGGACACUGAUGUCAUCUCCAUCAGACCCAUCCCCGAUGAAAACUUUUUAGCUGCACAGUCUUCUAAGGUCUCUAGUAAUGGGGUAUUUGGGUUCUCACCCCAUCACCCCUUCUUGUGGGCAUGCAUGGAAAAUUUUGUGGAACACUACAACUCAGGCAUUUGGGGUAACCAAGGCCCCCGUUUGAUAACGAGGAUGUUAAAGCUAUGGUGCAAACUCAGAGACUUCAAAGAGGUUAGUGACCUCAAGUGUCAGAACAUGUCCUUCCUGCACCCUCACAGAUUUUAUCCCAUUUCCUAUUCACAAUGGAAGAGCUACUAUGAAGUCUGGGACCCAGAACCAAGCUUCAAUAACUCUUACGCUCUGCAUCUGUGGAACCACAUGAACCAGGGGAAGAGGACUGUGGUUAAAGGAAGUAACACCCUGGCAGAAAAUCUCUUCCGCAAGUACUGUCCUACAACUUACAGGUACCUGGUUCAAGGCCCACAAAGGUCAGUGACCAGGGCCACAUAACAACAGAGCCAACCCUGGGUUACUGCUGUUAGUGAAACUAGAUGCCUCCUAGCUGCCAUAUUGUCACUGAUCUCCACGAUCUCCAGGGGUUUGGUGCUUACCCACAUGUCAGGAUUAGCUGUCCUUGUCUGAAACAGAAUCAGCCCAAAUAACAGUGGCUAUGAAGCAUAGAAAUGUAUUUCUCUCUUAUAACAAAGAAGUCUGAAGGCAAGUAAUUUAGGGCAGGUACAGUUACAGUGGUCACACAGGACCCAGGUUUGUUUCUGCUUGUUAUUCUUAGUGUCCAUAGCCCAGGGCCCAUGUAUAUGUUGGACUUUUGUCCCAUCAUACUGCAUUUCAGGCAGUAGGAUGAAGGGAGAAAGAAAAGUAUACCAUUUUUAUUUUAUAAAGACUGCUUACAAGAAUCAAGUGAGUGCAAGUACCACUUUGCCUGGUAUCUCGUGGCCAGAAUAUAGCUGCAAGAGAGGCUGGGUAUUGGAACUUUUGCUGCAUAUUCUAGUCAAUACUAUAAGAGUGUGUCUAGAACUUGUUUUAACAUUGACUGGGAAAGAGAGAGACUUGAUUUCUAGGCUUGAUUUUGACAUUUACAUUAGUCUAUUUUCUGUUGCUAUGAAGAAAUAUGUGAAAGUGGGUAAUUUAUAAAGAAAUGAGGUUAAUUUUGCUCAGUUUUGGAGACUGGAAGUCCACGUUUGGUGGCUCCAUCUGUCUGGCCUCUGGUGAGGGCUUCUUGGAUGACGGCAUCACAAUAGCAAGUUGCUGAGACAGGAAGCCAGAGUGGCUCAGGGCCAGGCUUCCUCCUUCCCUAACAAUCCAUUCUUGUGGGAACUAUGAAGGACCCUGUGAGAACUGUACUAGUCCUUUCCAGGAUGGACCCCAAUAACCUGAACAGCUCCCACUAGGCCUCACUUAACUAUUUCACAACCUCUCCACAUUGCCACCGUGGAGCCCAAGCCUCCAGCGUAUGCAGCAUCCAGAGAAACAGUAAGCCAUAUCGGAACCACAGCAACAUUCAUUAAUGUAUCAGUCAAUAAAUAUUCAUCCCUUUCUGUGUGCCAAGCACUACUUUAGGGGCAAAGAUGCAGUUAGAUCAAGCAAGCUUCUUGCCUUAGCCUCAGGAGUGCUGGGAUUACAGGUGUGCUCUACCAGGCCUGGCCUUCUGCUUCUAGACUCAUAAAAAUUUGUCUCCUUUAUUUUGAAACAUAAUGCUGUACACUAUAUAUAUUUAAAUUAAAAAGUGAAAAGUAAAGUAUUUGCCUCCUCUUUCAAAAGAUACAAAUACUCAUCAGCAAAGAUUUUUUUGGUACCGGGGAUUGAACUCAUGACUUUGCACUUGCCAGGCAGGCACUUACACCAUUGAGCUAAAUCUCCAGCCCUCAUCAACUAAGAUUUCCUAGAAUUUUCCUUUUGGUAAUUUAAUGAAUGGGAAAAAUUUUUAGAUUUUUCUCUGAAUAUAAAAAUAUGAUGACUUAUUAAAGUAUACUUGGCCAGUUUCUUUUAGUCUAAUACUUCUCAUUUUAAGAAUCACUGUUUCCAUUGUUAUUAAUAAUUACUCACAAGUUGUAUCUCCUGCUUCAGGCUUAUGCAUUGCUCUGGAAUUUCUGACACCCCAGUCAGGUUCUGGAGCCUCCCCAACACCCCAUGACCAAGCUCUGGUGUCCCUGGAAGGUGGGCUGGUUUUCAGCUCUUCACAGGUGAGGAUUACUAGGGUCAGCCUGCUCAGGACAGCAGGGUCACAGACACUGACCACAUCAUUGUCAUAUCUAGAGGAAACCCCACAAGUAGUCCUUGCUGGUAACAUCCCUGACUGCUAGGGUUUUGAAGAGCCUGAUUAGAAAUAUUCACAAUGUUUCAAAAUAUAUGCGAGUGUCGUGUGAUGAGACCUAGUAGGUCAACGCAUGUGUCAUGUUUCCUGUGUGGGACUGGGAUUAUACUAAUUUACUGUGACAAUAAUGACAACUAGAUGUUUAUCAGGACCUUUGCCUGCCAGUAAAGUAAGUUUUUGAUUAAUGAAAGGUGAGAAAUAAAUUAGUAAACUACUAUGUAAUAACUGCGGUUUAUAUGGUAGAAAACAGUAAUUCAAAACAUGGGAAUGAUGUUGGGGAGAAUUAGUCAACGUAGUCUUCAUGCUAAAUUUGGUGAAGUUGAGUUUCACACCUUUAAUUGGCAGUACAUGUUUUCUUAUUCUGUAAAAUAUCUUUUGUCCAUUUUUCUGUUGUUUUCUGUUUUUUAUUGAUUUGUAACCACUCUUCAUGUUAAGAAUAUAAAUAACAUUUUUAUGUUGCUA